AUGGGGGUUUCUCUUACCUCCCACAAUAACCCUCUUCUUCGCCACUUAUCUCCUCCCUCUUACUGGGUCUCGCGUUCUUCGCGUUUUUCUUCUUCUCUACCUUCCUUCCUCGUCCCUUGCCGUAAAACCCUCCAAAGGAAAUUAGCUUCGACAGAAGGAAACGUCACAGUUUGUCAUGGAUUCCAGCAGCAUUCGGGUCAUCAACGGUCGUCUUCUGCUGUGUUUAACGGAGAGUGGAUACUUCAAUCGGAAUCCAACAAGGCAAGGAUGGUUCCGAAGAUAAACAAAGUGGGGAAUCAGACGCAGGUUGGUGAAACAGUUCAUGGGAGUGUAAGUAACUGGGGGGAGAAAGCAAAGAGAAUUAGAGAGAAAGGUCAAAACUUGGAUGAGGAGGCCAACGACGGUUGUCAUUUCAAUGAAUAUAUCCCAGUUGUACCUAAGUCUCCUCCUUCCUAUGGAACCUCUGAGAAGAUUGAUUAUGGAUUCAAGCCUAGAGGUAUCAGUACUGCUACACUCCAUAAAGAACCGGUUGCGCAAUCUGCACCUGUUGUGACAGUACCAAUCAAGAAUCUGGAGGUUGAGAGAGAUGUGGAUGUGAGUCUUAAAGGAGAUAGCAAACCGAAGACUCUUAAAGCCGGGAAGUCGUCUUCUGGUGGUAAAGUAAGCAAUGAGGAUGAAGUUGCCUUUGGCAAAGUGGAGAAGAACACUGAAUCUUCGAAAGUAAGGGAGAACCUGAAGAAAAUAUAUGAAAAGGUUCUCAUUGUUGAUGAUGUCUCCGCUGCGAAGGAUGUUGUGGCCAAGCUCUCGAGCCAAUACAGAAAUAUUGUGCAUGCUUGCGAUACAGAGGUGUCUGGGAUUGAGGUGAAGGAAGAGACACCUGUUGAUCAUGGUGAGUUGAUAUGUUUCAGUAUCUAUUGCGGGUCAGAAACAGAUUUUGGUAACGGAAAGACGUGCGUCUGGGUUGAUGUUCUUGGUGAAAAUGGUAGGGAGGUGUUGGCUGAGUUCAAGCCCUAUUUUGAAGACUCAUCCAUCAAAAAGGUGUGGCAUAACUACAGUUUCGAUAGCCACAUUAUAAGGAACCAUGGGAUUGAGAUUUCUGGUUUUCAUGCUGACACAAUGCACAUGGCACGGUUAUGGGAUUCUGGGAGACGGACAAAAGGUGGCUAUUCACUUGAAGCGCUUACAAGUGACCCAAAAGUUCUUGGAGCCACACAGACAAAGGAGGAAGCAGAGUUCCUUGGUAAAAUUUCAAUGAAGACUAUCUUUGGCAAGAGAAAGCUGAAAAAAGAUGGAACGGAAGGGAAAAUUGUCGUCAUUCCCCCUGUGGAAGAGCUUCAACGAGAAGAUCGAGAGGCUUGGAUUUCAUACUCUGCCUUGGAUGCGAUAAGCACGCUAAAGCUAUACGACAGUAUGGCAGAGAAGCUGCAGUUGAAAACAUGGCUUCUUGAUGGAAAGCUACUUUCAGGAAGGACAAUGUUGGACUUUUACCGUGAUUUCUGGCGACCCUUUGGUGAACUUCUUGUGAAAAUGGAAGCAGAAGGGAUACUUGUGAAUAGGGAAUAUCUUGCUGAGAUAGAGAAAGUAGCCAAAGCAGAACAGCUAGUUGCUGUUAGUAGGUUUAGAAAUUGGGCCUCUAAGUAUUGCCCCGAUGCAAAGUAUAUGAAUGUUGGCAGUGACACACAAUUGCGUCAGCUCUUUUUUGGUGGCAUUUCUAACAGUCAGAAUGACGAGGAGCUUCCAGUUGAAAAACUCUUCAAAGUUCCCAAUGUUGAUAAGAUUAUUGAAGAAGGCAAAAAAGCAGCGACGAAGUUCCGUAACAUCAAACUGCACAGGAUAAGCAAGGCCCCACUGUCAACUGAAAAUUUUACUGCCACUGGUUGGCCCUCUGUUAGUGGUGAUACUUUGAAAACCUUAGCUGGGAAAGUUUCUGCUGAAUACGACUUUAUGGAGGAAUAUUCAGAUAUUUCUCUAGAAGAAAUUGCUGAUGAUGAUGAUGAUUCUGCUGCUACUCAGCUACUAGAUCAAGCUUCAGAAACACGAAAGUCCAAGACAGAUGUUGAAACCGACACAUCUGCUUAUGGAACAGCAUUUGCUGCGUUUGGAGGGGGUGAAAAGGGAAAAGAGGCAUGUCAUGCCAUUGCCUCUUUAUGUGAAGUCUGCUCUAUAGAUUCUUUGAUCUCAAAUUUCAUUCUUCCCUUACAGGGAAGUAAUGUAUCAGGCAAAGAUGGUCGCGUUCACUGCUCCCUGAAUAUCAAUACAGAAACUGGGCGCUUAUCAGCUAGAAGACCAAAUUUGCAGAACCAACCUGCUUUGGAGAAGGAUCGGUACAAGAUACGUAAAGCGUUCGUAGCAGCGCCAGGAAAUUCUCUCAUAGUCGCUGAUUAUGGGCAGCUGGAACUUAGAAUCCUGGCACAUCUUGCUCGUUGCAAAAGCAUGAUGGAAGCUUUCAAAGCAGGCGGUGAUUUCCACUCGAGGACAGCCAUGAAUAUGUAUCCACAUAUUCGUAAAGCUGUAGAAAAUGGGGAAGUGCUCCUUGAGUGGCAUCCACAACCUGGAGAAGACAAGCCACCAGUGCCAUUAUUAAAGGACAAGUAUGCUUCAGAGAGAAGAAAAGCCAAGAUGCUCAACUUUUCAAUUGCUUAUGGUAAAACCGCAAUGGGGCUUUCUAGAGAUUGGAAGGUCUCAAGGGAAGAAGCUCAAGAAACAGUCAAUCUCUGGUACAAUGACAGACAAGAAGUAAGGAAAUGGCAAGAACUGCGUAAGGAAGAAGCAAUAAGAGAUGGUUACGUACUCACUUUGCUAGGAAGGGCUCGUAGAUUCCCGGCAUAUCUGUCAAAGGCUCAUAAGAACCAUAUCCAAAGAGCAGCCAUCAACACCCCAGUGCAGGGAAGUGCAGCUGAUGUCGCAAUGUGUGCCAUGUUGGAAAUAUCAGUAAAUCAACGAUUGAAAGAUCUUGGUUGGAAGUUACUUCUACAGAUUCAUGAUGAAGUAAUCUUGGAAGGACCAAUGGAGUCAGCGGAAGUCGCCAAGGAUAUAGUUGUGGAGUGCAUGUCGAAGCCCUUUAACGGAAGGAACAUCCUCUCGGUUGAUCUAUCGGUUGAUGCAAAAUGUGCUCAAAACUGGUAUGCUGCUAAAUAG
Messenger RNA from Microthlaspi erraticum, 3138 nucleotides. NCBI's taxonomy places the organism in Eukaryota, Viridiplantae, Streptophyta, Magnoliopsida, Brassicales, Brassicaceae. The record is from the annotation of a GenBank genome assembly.